Messenger RNA from Spinacia oleracea (spinach), 8439 nucleotides. Its product is annotated as replication protein A 70 kDa DNA-binding subunit B. Bases 2268 to 3356 code for a protein of 362 amino acids. The record is from RefSeq and is a predicted model, not a curated record. The transcript is spliced from 11 exons. Lineage: Eukaryota; Viridiplantae; Streptophyta; Magnoliopsida; Caryophyllales; Amaranthaceae.
UAUACACACACACACACAUUUUUCUCUUAUCUUACUUUCAUUAAUUCCAUUUUUUCUUCCUUGUUUUUUCUUUUUUACUUCCUGCUCCUUUCUGGUUUGAUUGGUGACAAUGACGAUCUCCUACGACGAUUCAUGUUAGCCGACCCCAAAUCAUUUUGGGACUAAGGCUUUGUUGUUGUUGUUGUUGUUGUAUAAAUGAACUUAAAACAAGUAGAAAAACAACGCAAGAGAUUUUACGAGAAAGUUUUCUAAGGCCAAUUGGAAAUAAAACCUUGAACCAUUAGGAUUUCAACUCAAGUUCUCUUCACUACAUGGCAACACUUUUGUUACAAUCCUAUAACGAACUCAAUCUUUACUUGAGUUCCUCUACAAACUCAAGUUUUCAAGUUCCUAAUAGUUGUUCUCUCAAACAACUAUGCUCUUUCCGACCUCGCUAGAAGUAUUUCUUGACUCUUUGACUUCACUCAAAGCCUAUCAGUUUCUCUCAUAGACUUCACUCAAAGUCAACAUGUCAAACUUGUUGAAAGAAUUUAUUCAAACCCUUAGCCAAUUUCUCAUUACAAAAGUUCACUCGAACCCUUGACCAACUCUUAAAUUAAACAGACGUUUAAUAAAUACUAAGAAACAUGGAAUUAGAACUUUAUACGAAGGAACAAAUAUGUGGAACUGACUUUAUAACUCGGAAGAUAAAAUAUUUAGCUAAUGUAAUUCUUUUCCACUAUGUCAGAUAUUUAAUGGAUGAAACUCGUUGUUUUUUUUAUAACCUUCCUAAAUGCCUUGGUCUACUCCAUGAUCUAGCCACUGUAUGUAAUGCAUCCUAGUUUAUAAACAUGAUCUCCGUGUUCCUAAUAUCUAUAUUACUAUACUAAAAGAGAGGAACUCAAUGUGGUGAUGACAAAUGUCACCACAUGAUUGGUCCUCUCUUUUAAUAUUAAAAAUAAAAUUAAAAAAAAAAACUAAGCAUAAACUUUUUAGCACAUCUUUCUAAUACCGCACAUGAUCUUAAACUUCCAGGAAAAAAAGGCUACGAAAUUUAUUUAUUUUUUUAAUAAAGCAACAAAUAUUCACAAAACAAUAAUAUCUCCGAUUCUAAUGUUAACUUUCCAGAAAAAACGGCUGACAAAAAUGUUAAAAAAAUAAUUAAAGCAACAAAUAUUUUGUAACAAAAUAAUAUCACGCAUCAAAUAACAAAACUUCCAGAAAAAAUAUACAGCCCAAUCUAAAUAUAUGCAGCUGCGAGAUUUUAUAUCUCCACUCUCCUAUUUUUUAGGCUAUAACAAAUGGAAACACAAAAAACAUAAUAUUAAUUUUACAUAUUGUUUAGGCGUGAGAAUAAUAACCGUAUUAAAAGAGAGGCUAAUAUUCUAUUUCACAUGCCUAUUAUUCUAUAUUUUAGGCUAUAAUAAUGGGAACAACCAAGAACAUAAUAUUAAUCUUAUUAGAUUUCAACGACUUACACUCAAUUCCAUUCCAAAAGAAAUUUUAAAAUAUCUAUGAAAUCUUCAGCUGUGUAUAGUUAUGUCAGCAUCAAAUAUUUUGGAGAUGAAACUUAUACGACAUCUUUGCUUUUUUCCAAUUCACCUUCUGCAAUAUAUAAGGUAUGAAAUAUUAGAGGUUUAUUAUAACAUAUAUUUAAUCAUAAUUCACCACCAAGCAAACAAUAUAUUCCAUAAUAUAAUAAUCGACAAAAAUAGGACAUUAUGGCCCUAUAUAAAUGAAUUACAGAUUCGGGUUAAAUUAUCACGUAUUAUUCUAAAUAUUAUGGCAUUCACUAUGAUAAAAGAUAUCACUCCCCUAAAAGAAUCAUGGAGAUUGAAGGUGAGGAUUGUGAGGUUUUGGGAACAACCGGAUUUCAAAGACCAUACUGUAAUCGACACUCAUGAAUUAAUAUUGGUGGAUGAGAAGGUAACUUCGUGAUUCUGAAAUUUAAAUUUUGUUUGUUUUCUUAUUGUUGUCGAUUAUUUUUAUUUGUUUGUGUAAAUUAUUAUUGUUGAAAUUUUUAAUAAUAGCUAAUCAUUUACUAUAAUACAUACAGGGCUCCAAAAUACAAGCAACCAUAAACAAACAUCUAUUUGACAACUAUAAGAAUCUUGUGAAAGAGGGCGCGACCCGUAUUAUCUCUAAUUUUUUGGUAAAAAAAAACAGGCGGUCAACAUAGAGCUACUAGCCAUGACCACAAAAUCGUUUUCUUCUACAAAACGAAUGUCAGGGAGUGUGAAAAUGUACAACUUCCACUACAUGGAUUUGACUUUGUGCCCUUCGACAAGAUGCUGAAAAAGGAGGCCAAUGAUGUAUUUUUAGUAGAUGUUAUCGGAGAAUGCACUGCAAUGAGCGACAAAAUUGACACUUCAACCAAUGGAACACCAAAUUACAAAGUGAUGUUCGAGUUAGAAGAUUUAAACAAAAAUACAAUAAGUGGUACUGUGUGGGGGAAAUAUGCUGAACAAAUGUCAGAGUACAAAAAAAAGGGUAUCCAAGGACGUCCUAUUAUUAUACUGCAAUUUGCUAAGAUAAAGAUAUCGAGAGAUCAAGUUUCACUUUGUAAUUCACUCUUUGCGACCAAGAUAUUCAUCAAUGAGGACAUCUCAGAAUUGAAUGAUUAUAAGGAAAGCAUCACCGAUGGGGAUGCUUCUCGCUCACUGGGUAUCACCCAUUUGUCAAGCCAGAAUUCACAUUCCAUAGGAGAUGAGUUUAUGAAAAUGUCUGAACAUAAGCAAUUAGAUGAGAUACCCGAUACUAAUAAGGAAUGCUUUUGUGCCACUGUUGCUACAAUUGUGGGUUUUGAAAAGGAUACCAACUGGUAUUAUAACUCGUGCAAAAGUUGUAACAAAAAGGUUGACUAUGAAGGUGGUGGAAGAUAUUGGUGCAUAAAAUGUGAUUCACAUGUCAAAUCUGCGCCACCAAGGUACAAGGUGACUGUAUCAGUUGAGGAUGACAGUGGAUCAGCCAGUUUUGUCAUGUUUGAUCGGGAGGUUUUUCAGGCUAUACAGAUAUCGACAAUGGACUUGAAAGAUAAGUUAUUGAAGGAUGGUAAGGGUGAUUCAUUUCCAGAGGAACUAGAGAUGCUUUUGGAGAGAAAAUGUUUAUUUAGAAUUCAAAUCUCUAAAUACAAUCUUGAUCAAGAUUGGGAUAAGUUCACUGUAGUAAGGCUAAGUGAUGAUGAAGACUUGAUAAAAAGGAUAAUGAUGUGGAGGUUGAAUCUACUAAUAAUACGAAUACGCCUUCAACUGAGAAAAAGAAGGACCCCACACCUGUUAUAUGUGAUAAUGAAGAUUUUAUUGAGGGCUGAAGGAAAUAAUGCCCUUGGUCCAAGUAUGCAUUUAAUAUUAAGUCUAAUAAAUGCGGUUCAGUAUUAAUUGACAAGUUAAUAAUUCAGUGAGAUCAAGUGAGCUGAAUGCCUAGCUAGAGGUCGCUUCAGUUCAAGUGGAAUUAAUUAUAUUAAUCCACAGCUUACUCUUGACUGAACCCGUAGGGUCACACAAAUAGUACGUAAACGGAUCAAGUAUUUAAUGGAAUUAAAUACUCCAUCUAUGGAUAUUCGUAAUCGACGGAUCUUGGUUUCAGUGGGAGCUGAGAUCAUCACAAGCAAUAAAUGAAUACUCCAGAAACGAUGAUAUUGCCGGAAACGGAAAUAUGGAUCGUAUCGGAAAUAUAAAUAUUAUCCAAGUCGUAGAUGUUGCUGGAAACGGAAACAUGGUACGUAUCGGAAAAUAUUAUCGGAAAUGGAAAUAUUGCCGGAAUCGGAAAUAUUGCCGGAAACGGAAAUAUUGUCAGAAUCGGAAAUAUUAUCGGAAUCGGAAAAUAAUUCCGGAAACGGAAAUAUUAAAUAUUUUUUCGAAACGGAAAUUAAUUCCGGAAUCGGAAAUAUUACAUAUUGUUCGUAUUGGAAAUGAAUUCCGGAACCGGGAAUUUAAUCGGAAGCGCAUCGUACGAAUUAGCAUCGGACGAGGCUUGCUAGACGAAGGCCCAACACGAAGCCAGGUCCACGCCCAGCAAGCCGAGCGCCCAACACGAAGGCCACAAGCCUCGCCAGGCCCAGCGCAAGGAUGCUGGCGCGCGCGCUGAGCGUGCUCGUGGGCUGCGAGGCAGCGCUCAUGCGUGUGGGCCGCAAGGCCUGCGCGGUGCGUGCUUCCCUCGUGGUCGUGCGAUGCUCAUGUUCGUAACGAAUCUUAAUCCUAUUGGAAUUCGUGCAUUGAUUAAAUCCUAAUCCUAAAAGAUUAAAUUUAUUAUUUAGAGUUCUAAUAGGAUUCUAAUUAAUAAAUCCAUAUCCUAGUAGGAUUAUAAUUCCUUUCCAUAAACUCUAUAAAUAGGUGCCUAGGGUCACAUAUUUACAUAGAUACAAUUGAAGUAUUCAAAGGUAAGGUUUUUAAGCAAAAUCAGCCUAACACUUGCAACCCAAAUAGCCGAAAUUCCUAGUAACCUUAAGGGCGAUUCUAGUUGGUCAAGCUUAAUGCAGAUCCGGGCGUGCUGUGGACUAUCUACGGAGGGACGACACUUGAAGUCUUAAAGACUUGUUCUUGUUCGGUUCGGGCGCAGUUAGGGAGGGCACGCUACAAAGUGUAUGCACCUAAAUUAUGCUAUAUGAUUAUGUGUAAAUAAUAUGUUUCCUGGUUUUAUGGUUUUUCCGCAUGAUUUAUGUUUAUUCAUAUGUAUCAUAACCUAACAGUGGUAUCAGAGCCUCUUAUUAUUUUCAUAAUCUAAAUUGCAUGAACAUGGUUAAAUUUUACAAAUUUUCAAAGAAUUAAAGGGGUGAUUAAUUUUCGUAAUUAAUUGCAAAUUGCGUUUAUUUAAUUAUAUGUACGCAGUUUUUCGGCAGUUUCUUCGUUACUCAUCCAAAUCGAGUGAUUUUUGUGUCAAUUCCGCAUGUAAAAGGCAUUCUAAAAUUUUGACUUUUCAGAGGUUUUAGUUUUCGAACCCAGAAUUCCCAAAUUCGAAGCCAAACUAUGACUUUUCGGAGGUUUUAGUUUUUCGAACGCAAAAGUUUGUAAAUUUAAGAUGUUAAAUUAAAUAUUUGCGAUUCUUGUUGAUAAAUCUUGAGUUUUUGAUUGACCUACUGUAUAUGUUUAACAAUUAUGAAUGCCUAGACUUGUUAAUUAUACAACCUAAUUUGUAAUUAUGAUUAAUUUGUUGAAAUUCGAAUAAUUUAGAAUUGAUUUGAUUUUCAUGAUUAAUUAAUAAUUUAAUUAGGUACCAAUGAUUAAAAUCCACCAUAAAAGUUGUUAAUUUAUGUUAAAAUUUUAAUUUUUAUGACCUAGAUUUGAAUCCAUGUUAAUCGGUAAUUAAUUGAUUAAUAAAUUUUCGAUUUUUCGCCCUAAAAUUAUGAAAUUAAUAUGUUUUAUUAAUUUGUCAUUAAUUUUGGAAAUAAAAGUUUUAAUUUUUAUGCAAUUCGCUCAUAAAACUUGCACGCACAAAGCAAUGGACGCUACGUGUUACCCUUAAGGGGUGUUGUAUAGUGCGGGCAUGCGACGACGAGCAAGGGAGCUCGUCGCCCAUGCGGUACGAUGCAACGAGCAAGGGCCAUGGCACACGAGCACAAGGCAGCACGCUGCCCUGUGUCGAGUGCUGUGCGCAUGUGGGCGGGUGGGCAAGGGCGAAGGGCAAAGCGCAAGCCAGUGGCAGACGCGUGUGGGCAGCAAGCGUGCUGCGCCACAGCGCGCGCUGCCAAGCCCAGCAAGCAAGCAGACACAAGGCGACGAGCAAGCGGGCGCGCGCAACGUGGCCUGCAGUGCUGCGUUGCGUGUGGCCUGCAGGCGCGAUGAGCGAGCAAGCGCGCGCGCAGCGUGGCCUACAGUGCUUCGUUGCGUGUGGUUGCUUGCGUGUUGCUGUACGAACAAUCAAGGGGCGCUAAGCCUCGUGCACUCGAUGGGGCUUUGGCGCAAGCCCAAGUGCCUCGUCGUGUCUCGAUUGAGUCGUUUCGAAUUUAAUUUUGAAUUUUCAGUUCGGAAAUAAUUUUAAUUAAUUUUAAAAUUAAUAAUUUAAAUUGUUUUCUCGGAUUUUAAUUUUGAAUAUUAUAAUUAUUAUAAAUUUUAUUUAUACUAAUUAUUUUACUAAAAUUAAACCUUGAAUUAAUUUAAAUUCGUUUAAUUCAACUGAAAUAAAUUAAAUUAAUGGAUUCGAUUAUAAAUUUAUAUGAGCUUUAAAUUUUAAUUAAAUUUGUAUGUUUCCGGUUAAACUAGAAAUACAUUUUUAUGUUUAAAAUUAGUAAAGCAUAUGAAUUUAUUGGUUUAAGUGGGAGCAUUUUUAGUCAUAAACUCUUGAUUAGGUCUACAAAUCCUUUAAGGUUAAACAACUUGAUUAGAAUUAAUAAGGACUGAAUAAUUGGUGGAUUAUUGGUGCCCUUGAUUAAUUGCUGCAAAUACUUAUGUGAUGCACUAACCAGCUAUGUGGGCCAUUCAUGAUAAUGAAUGGAUGAAUGAUAUAUAUUGUAUAUGUACUGUUUUGCAGGUUAUCGAGUGACUAGUAUGGCCCAAAUAGGAUAGAAAAUAUGGUUUGCGUACCAUUAAUUUGAAUGUAAUUGGUCUAAUGCACCAAAUUUGUUUUUCAAUUUAAAUAUGGUCUGCGUACCAUCAAAUAGUUGUAAUUAGUUUAAUUAUAGCUUAUCCUAUUUGAAGAAAAUGACGCCUCCCACGGUGAAAUUCAAGACGGAGUUUUCAAUCCAUUUUCAUGACGGACUUUGAAGUUGAAGAUUCAAGAUGAAGUCGGGCCAUACUAGAUCACAUUUAUCUUAUGCAUGCUUUAAGUUAUUUAUUUCUAAUUAUGCAUGAGAUUGUGGCUUGAUUAUGUUGCAUGAUUAAGGAUUUUAGUUCACUUAAAAUCUAACCAACAUAGUAAGAGCCUUAAGUUCCAAACUUAAAAAUUGAGUUAAAAGGUGCCAUGCCAAAAUAAACACUUACUUGGAUAUCCUUUACAUCAAUCUAGUAAUAGUUUUCGCUCAGCGAGGUGUUACUUAUUGGUCCUAAAGGGGUAAGGUACACAAAUAAUUGUGAGUACAUGUUAGUUUUGGUGAAACUCAACGAUAUAAGUAAGGAGUCCUUUUAUGUCGUGGAAAAAUCGAUAUGUUUACCUAAUAAGUUCUUAGACGUACCUAUCAACCAAGAGUAGUUUCUAGACUAUUAGCAAAAGGUUUUUGCUUACCUAAAAUGUUUUAGAAUUGAGUCAAAAUACAUAAUGUGCUUAAUUCUUCAAUGGUUUUAGGGUCUUGGAAUCAUUUUAUUCACACCUGCCGGAACACAUAACUUGAAUAAAAUGCUUAAUGAACAUUGAAUUAUGCAUGUAUGCUAGAAUUUAAGUUUAUUAAGAGAAACUGUGAAUGGUUAUUUAUUUGUUUAUUCUUUUCAAUUGUAGUUUUAACUAUGGCAAACAACAAUUCAUUCAACAUUCGGUCAAUUCUCGAAAAGGAGAAGUUGAACGGGAAAAACUUCCUUGACUGGCAAAGGAACUUGCAAAUAGUUCUUAUGCAGGAAGAAAAGGAGUAUGUCCUGGAAGAGGCGAUGCCCGAAGCCGCAGGCGACGGGGUCACUCAGGCAGCCCUCAAUCGUUGGAUUGAUGCCAACAAGGAUGUAAAAUGUCUAAUGCUCGCAACCAUGAGUGCAGAUCUGCAGAAAACGUUCAUCAACUCAGAUGCUUUCACGAUCAUCAGUGAGUUAAAGAACAUGUUCCAAGAUCUGGCUCGAGUUGAAAGAUUCGAGACUCAUAGGCAAAUUCUUGAGACCAAGCUUAAGAAAGGCGAGCCCGUAAGUCCACAUGUUCUCAAAAUGAUUGGUCUCAUUGAGAAUAUGAGUCGGCUGGAUCAGCAAUUCUCUCAGGAAAUGGCUAUAGACACCAUCCUUCAUUCUCUUCAUAGCGGGUAUGAUCAGUUCAAACUGAACUACAGUAUGAAUAGUCUGGACAAAACGCACACUGAGCUUCACGGUAUGCUGAAGACCGCUGAAAAGACGCUCAAAAGUGAUAAACAAGAUGUGCUUAUGAUGCGUGGGGGCAAGUUCAAGAAAUCUAAAAGGAAGAGGAAUGCUAAGAAAGGUGGCAACAAGGCCAACCAGACUAAGCAACCAGCUGGCGCCAAAUCUGAAAAGAGGAAGGUCAGUUAACCCAUUUCUGAAUCCGAAUGCUUCUACUGCAAGAAGAAGGGGCAUUGGAAGAGAGAUUGCUUGAAGCUAAAGGAAGAUCAGAAGAACGGAACAGUCGUUCCAUCUUCAGGGACUAAGAAGAAGUAGAAAGUUAAGCAAGGGUAAAGUCGACCUACGAGUGGGAAAUGGAGCACGGAUUGCUGCAUUAGCUGUAGGAACUUAUUAUUUGUCGUUGCCCUCUGGGCUAGUUUUGGAACUGGAAGAGUGUUUCCAUGUUCCAAGUCUUACUAAAAACAUCAUUUCUGUUUCUUGCUUAGAUGCUAAGGGAUUUUCCUUUUUAAUAAAAGACAAUAGUUGCUCGUUUUAUUUUAAA